Cariama cristata (Red-legged seriema) is the source of this 821-nucleotide messenger RNA. RefSeq names its product coiled-coil domain-containing protein 102B-like. The annotation marks the transcript as partial. The transcript has 2 exons. The record is from RefSeq and is a predicted model, not a curated record. NCBI's taxonomy places the organism in Eukaryota, Metazoa, Chordata, Aves, Cariamiformes, Cariamidae.
AUGAAUCAAAACAUGAAUUUAGGCUCCGUUCAGAAACUAAUGGAAGAGACGCAGGUUUUUGGGACCCAACCAAGACAACCUUAUAAAUUAGGUGGAAAUUACCAACCAGGUGGCCAUCUGUGUAGUUCGAAUUUGCCAUCUCAAAGUUUUUACCCAUAUUCAUCUCACUCUCCAUAUACGCAUACGAAUUACAGCAGUGAUUGGGAAAUUUUUGAAGCAGUAAAAAUUCGGGAACUGGAAGAAGUCAAAGCCAGAGCUGCCCAAAUGGAGAAGACCAUGCGCUGGUGGUCAGAUUGUACCGCUAACUGGAGGGAGAAAUGGAGCAAGGUUAGAGGAGAAAGAAAUAAAGCCCGAGAAGAAGCAAGACAAUUGAGAAUCAAAUUAGACAGUGUUGUAAAAGAACUAAGUAUGCUUAAAAAAAUAAAUCAAAGUUUAGUAGGCGAGAAGGAAAACUUAGAAAAUAUAACUGCUUGGAAAACAGAAUUCAGUUGCUCAGAAAUAUCUUAUAUUAAAAAAGAUCUAAACAAGUUAACAUUUUUGGUACAAGAGCCUGUGAAAGAACGGAGAAAAACCAACAAGAUUCCUGGGGCAGAAGAUACAAAGAAGGAUGUAGAGGUAAUCAAAGACCGAAGCAAUCACAAUAAAAAAAUCACUCCAAAGCCUCUGGAUUUCUUUCCCAAUGGCGUUCCCAGCAUCUAUUUGGAGGAACCUAAAAAAAGUUUGGACACUACAGCUAAGACAACAGAGAAUGAUUUAAUACAUGUUUCAGUCUUGCAUUUGCAUUUGGCUGAGAUGCAGAAAAUCCUACAGAAGGAAAGAGA